AUGCUGAAGAAGCUGCUGCUGUUUGCUCUGGCUGGAGUGGCCGUCUUCACCGUAGGGAUCCUAAUCGGCCAUUUUGGGAUCAAACAGAAGAACUCGACUCCGUUACCCAAGUGGGUGCAGCAGGUGGCUCAGGAUGUGGACGAGAACUUCAUCGAGAAGUUCAUUGCUCAGGUGGACAAUGUGCAGAUUGAGGAAAGCCUAAAGGUCCUGACCCAUGUACCCCACAUGGCCACCACGGCCGGGGACGAGGCCACAGUCCAAUACAUGCUGAAGCGAUGGCAGGACAGAGAUACGGGGCUGGACGCUGCAUGGAGGGAGGACUAUACAGUUCAUCUGUCCUUCCCAAACAAAGACAAGCCAAAUAACGUCACUGUAGUGAGAGGUGCGGACGUCGUGGACUUUAUACGAGAAAAAGAGAAGGCAUACUACGCAGAUCAGGAGAAUCCGGACGUGGUGCAGCCGUACGCCGCUUAUGGACCUGCAGGACACACUCAGGGGAAGCUCGUGUACGCCAACCAGGGGAAAGUGAGCGACUACGAGCUUUUAAACCAAACGCUGGGCGGCUUAAGUGGAACGAUCGCCAUCGUCAGAUACGGAGGAGCGGGAAGAGCUGAUAAAGGCAUCAACGCUGCCCCUUUCGGCGUCGCCGGUGUGCUCGUCUACACAGACCCUUAUGACAUCAAUGACGGGAAGUCGGAUGAAAAAGACACGUACCCCCACUCGUGGUAUCUCCCUCCCUCUGGUGUUGAGAGAGGAGGCUACGUAACAGACUUUGGAGAUAUGCUAACACCGUACCUGGCUGCCAAAAAGGACACGUACAGAAUCGAAGAGAAGGACGUCACUGGGGUUUCGCCCAUUCCGAUCCAGCCAAUAGGGUUUGAAGAUGCUCAGAAGUUUAUAUGUGAGCUUGGUGGAUCUGAGGCUCCUGAAACCUGGCAGGGCUCGCUUCCCUGCAAGUACAACUUCGGUGGACCGGGAUUCAAAAACACGUCUCGUUUUAAAGACUGUGAUGUGAAGCUGGACGUGUACAACAAGGCAGAAUUAAGAGACUCGGCGAAUGUGAUGGGAGUGAUCUGGGGCAGUGUAGAGCCAGACAGGUACGUGAUCUAUGGGAACCACAGAGACAGCUGGGUACAUGGCGCCGUCGACCCCAGCAGCGGGACGGCAGUCAUGCUGGAGAUCACCAGAAUCUUAGGCCAAAUGGUCAAGACAGGAACAUGGCGGCCUCGGCGGACGCUGAUCUUCGGCAGCUGGGGAGCUGAGGAAUUCGGUCUGAUCGGAUCUACUGAAUACGCUGAGGAGUAUAUAAGCAAGCUGAGCCAGAGAACAGUGGCCUACAUCAACGUGGACAUCUCCGUGUUCGCUAACGCAACACUGAGAGCCUUGGGGAGCCCCAUAGCACAGCACGUCAUCUUUACUGCCUCCAAACAGGUGAAGAUACCUGGAUCGGACACUGUGUCCGUCUACAGUAAUUGGAUGCGAUAUUCGAACAGGACGAGUCCCACGCAUGGCGUCAUCCCCAAUAUGGGAUACCUGACAGGAGCAGGAAGUGACUACGCUGCAUUUAUGCAUUACCUGGGAAUAUCCUCAAUGGACAUCGCCUACACCUAUGACCGGAGUAAAACCAGAGCACGCAUCUACCCUGCAUACCACACGGCGUACGACACGUUUGAUUAUGUGUCCAAAUUCAUCGACCCAGGCUUCACCAGUCACCAGACGGUCGCGAGGACGGCAGGGAACGUUCUGUUGCGGCUAGCCGACAGCAUUUUGCUCCCGUUUAAUUGUAGCGACUACGCGGAGACACUUGAGCAGUACCUCAGCGUAGCUGUGGAGAACUUCGAAGCUGAACUGAACACUUCCGGCAUCUCCAUGGAACCUUUAAAGGAAGCGGUGAAGUCAUUCCGGACUGCAGCCGUGAAUCUGGAGCAGAUCAUUACCAGUUCGGACGUCGUGAAUAACUCGCCACUGAACGCUCGCAGGAUCAACGACCAGCUCAUGCUGUUGGAUCGUUCCUUCCUGAACCCACUCGCCUUCCCUGACAAAUACGGAUUCAGGCAUGUCAUCUGGGCGUCCCGGUCCUCCGGCGUGGCCACGUUUCCAGGUCUGGCAGACGCCGUGGCGAAAGCGAAGACGAGCAGCCUGAAGCAGGAUUGGGCUCAAGCACACAAACACCUGUCCAUCGUCUCGCAGGCCAUCUCCGGGGCGGCGCACACCCUCAGCGAAGCUCACGCUGCCCUGUAA
Molecule: messenger RNA, 2241 nt
Organism: Neoarius graeffei (lesser salmon catfish)
Lineage: Eukaryota; Metazoa; Chordata; Actinopteri; Siluriformes; Ariidae
Gene: naaladl1
Product: N-acetylated alpha-linked acidic dipeptidase like 1
Exons: 19
Coding region: 1-2241 (746 amino acids)
Molecular function (GO): carboxypeptidase activity
Source: RefSeq, a predicted model, not a curated record